AUGUAGUCAUCCCUGACAGCAUCAGGCUUUGCCCCUUUAAACUCUCAGGUGCAUGCUGCAGCGGUGAAUGGAGACAGGAGCUCUUUACAGAGACUAAUCACAGCUGAUCCGUGUCUCAGGGACAGUGAGGAUCAGUUUGGGAGGACUCCUCUCAUGUACUGUGUGCUGGCCGACCGCUUGGACUGUGCUGAGACUUUACUGAAGGCAGGCGCUUCUGUGAACAAAGCUGACCACAGCAAAAGAACUGCUCUGCACCUCGCUGCCCAGAGGGGAAACGUGCGCUUCAUGAAGCUUCUGCUGUCGAAGCAUGCUGAUUGGCUGCUGAAGGACGUGGAGGAAAUGACGUCGCUGCACCUGGCCACCCGCCACGCCAGCGCCAAGCCCCUGUCUCUGCUCCUGAAACACAUGGCACCGGGAGAGGUGGACACUCAGGACAGGAACAAACAAACAGCAUUACACUGGAGUGCCUUCUACAACCACCCUGAACACGUGAAGCUGUUGAUAAAACACGACUCGAACAUCGGCAUCCCAGACAGUGAGGGCAAAAUCCCCCUGCAUUGGGCAGCUCACAACACACACCCCAACGCCACACACACUGUGCGCUGCAUCCUGGAGGCGGCCCCCACCGAGUCGCUGCUGAACUGGCAGGAUUAUGAGGGACGCACGCCGCUCCACUUCGCCGUGGCCGAUGGGAACGAGGCUGUGGUGGAGGUCCUGGCGUCCUAUGCUGGCUGCAACGUCACUGCCUACGACAACCUGUUCCGGACGCCUCUGCACUGGGCCGCGCUGCUGGGCCAUGCAAGGAUUGCUCAUCUGCUGCUGGAGAGGAACAAGUCAGGCACGAUUCCAUCAGACAGCCAGGGGGCCACGCCACUGCACUACGGUGCUCAGAGCAACUAUGCUGACACAGUGGCCGUGUUCCUGAAGCACCCCUCAGUCCGGGACGAGCCUGACUUGGAGGGGAGGACGGCGUUUAUGUGGGCUGCUGGGAAGGGUAGCGAUGAUGUCAUCAGGACCAUGCUGCAGCUGAAAGGGGAACUGGACAUCAACAUGGCUGACAAAUACGGAGGAACAGCGCUCCAUGCGGCGGCCCUUUCUGGCCAUGUGUCCACCGUGCGUCUGCUGCUGGAGCAGGGAGCCAUGGUGGAUCCUCUGGACGUUAUGAAACACACUCCUCUCUUCCGUGCCUGUGAGAUGGGACACCGGGAUGUCAUUCUCACACUCAUCAAAGGUGGCGCAUGCGUAGCUCUGGCAGACGUAGACGGACACUCAGCCCUGCACUGGGCGGCGCUGGGCGGGAACGCGGAGGUGUGUGAGGUGCUAAUGGAGAACGGGCUGGGGCCGAAUCUACAGGACCAGGCGGGCCGGACCCCCCUGCACUGCGCCGCGUAUGCCGGCUACAUCAACUGCAUGGCCCUGCUCAUCCAACACCACGCAGACCCCAACAUUCAAGACAAGGAGGGAAGGACCGCUCUCCACUGGUCAUGUAAUAAUGGGUAUCUGGAUGCUGUGAAGCUGCUCUUGGGGUGUGGAGCUUUUCCUAACCAUAUGGAGCAUACAGAAGAAAGAUACACUCCCCUGGACUACGCCCUGCUGGGAGAGCACCAGGAGGUGACCCAGUUCCUGCUGGAGCACGGCGCCUUGUCCAUCGCGGCCAUCCAGGACAUCGCUGCCUGCACCAUCCAGGCGCUCUACAAGGGCUACAGAGUCCGCCGCGCUUUCAGGGAACGCAAGAACCUCCUAAUGAAACACGAGCAGCUUCGCAAGGACGCCGCCAAGAAGAGGGAAGAGGAACGCAGGCGUGAAGCAAAGCAACAGAUCUCAUUGGCUGAGGUGGUUUCCAGACAACAGAUCUCAUUGGCUGAGGUGGUUUCCAGACAACAGAUCUCAUUGGCUGAAGUGGAUUCCCAGCAGCAGAUCUCAGUGGUGCAAGCAGGAGGCAAGAGGCUGUCACUGGCAGAGAUGGGCCACGGUGGAGAUGUUAAUGACCCGGUGAUGCCUAAAGGUCCCAAACCUCGAAGACCAUCCAAAGCACAGCAUAGCCAAUCACAGAGCAGAACAAACAAAAAGCACAAACAUCAAGAGCGCAGGACGGAGACUGAAACACCGAACCCCUCGCACCCCUCUGCGACCCCAACCCAGCCAGUGACCUCUCCGAGCCCCAGGCACCACGCAGACACGGCGACGGAGGUGUGUGUGUCUGAGGAGCGCGUGCCAAGUAUGGCAUGCCGAUCGCCGGCGGGGCCCAGCAGGCAGGGCAGUUCCAGCCUUGGCUUCGCGGGACUCCACCCAGCAGGGGGAGCUGCGGAGCCUGACCCGGCACCCACGCUCGCCACCCGCGGGCCCACGGCCACGGCCCGCCCCAGGACUGCAGGGACCCGGCACAGGGCUUCUCCAGCAGCCGCCGCAAAAUCGUCUCUGGCCGGACCCGUCCCCGCCGGCGGCUCGGGGGACGCCACUCUCAAACCGGCGUCCGGGAGGAGCCGCCCGGCGCCGGCGCUCCGGCCGCCCGGGAGGGACGCGGGCAGCUCGCGGGACGGAUGGCCCGAGAGGGACGAGGCCAAACGAGGCACGGAGAGGGAGACGGGAGGGCGGGCCGCGAGCGUGGCUGGAGGCGAGAGGGGGGCGGGGAGAAAGUCGGAGCGGCGCCCGGGAGCCGGCACGGAGACGGGGCGGAAAGACUGCGAGAGAGCAAAGGGAGCGGAACGAGGGAAAGAGCAGAGGAGGAUGAGAAAGAGCCAAGAGACGGAAGCAGCGCGGAGAAUCCAGAGCGCGUGGAGGAGGUUCUGCGUUCGGCGUCGGCUGAGGGAAGUGCUGAGGGAGAGAGUUAAAAGGGCGGAGCCUGCAGAGGUCACCGCCCUUCUGAUUCAAACAUUAUGGGAGCGGCCAAUCCAAGAGGAUCUCUCUCGCCAGAGGAGCACUUCGGAAGAGCGGUCGCCUGUUGGCAAGGCGGCAGGGAAGAAGAGCUCUGUACUACAACAGAUCUACGGAGGUGCCCAGGCCAAAAGGGGGCAGCCUCUCAGAGCUGUGCACACCCUCAGUUCUCACAGCCAGAGUCAACCUCUACUGGACCUGUCGCUGAAGAGUGCCAUACAGCUGAGCGGUGUGGAGUGUGUGCACCUACUGGACUCUCUGAGUCAAGCUAAGCAGUACUCCUAUCAUCUACGACCACAGAGUGCCUGCAGUCAGAUCAACAACAGAAGCAAGGAAUGAUGGACCCUCAGCACACACACACACACACACACUCAACCAGAGUUACCACAGCAGGAACAUGUUGCACCAUCAGUAUACCAUACACAUGCACAAGCAGAUGACCAAUAUACUGAAGCAGGGUCAUGUGUACACACACACACACACACACACACACACACACACACACAAUCCCCAGUACUAAAUUAAACCAGCAACUGACAUACAUGCAAACACCUCCUCCACAGACAACUCAGAAUCAUCCUUAAAACCAUUCCACUUGUGUGCUUGAUCAACCCCCGAGUCAGACAUGUGUGGCCAGAGAGACAGACAUGACAGUUUUAGAUCAUGUUUUCCAAAAUCCUCCAUAAGUGCCAACACCAGAGUGGUGAUGAGCACUGAUUUUAAACUAAUGACAAUUCCAGGUUAAGCGAACAGUGUCUAAUUUGUUUGACUUCGUGACUUUGAAAUUGCCUGUGCAAACGAAGAUUUACUAAACCCUCAGAAUAUUCCUAUUUUAGGGAGAAUGUUUGAGGGAGAGAGAGAAAAAGUAUGUUCUUCAGAUCGGAUGUGGCUCUAGUCCAUGUGUCCAGAACAAACCUUGUUUUGCUGCCAUUGACAACCACAUAUGUCAGAGGUUAAGCCCACAAAUGCAACAUACGUAUGCGAUAACCUUUCAUCCUGUCAUCGGCAAGUUAUACGCCUGUCGUAUGGGUGACAUACACCUGACAUAACAAGACCACCUGCACGGGACUACUUAAUACAUGCUGGGGGGGGAUGCCAGGUGCCGAUGAGCAGGGCGCGAGUGGAAAUUCACACCGGCCCUGGCGAGCGAAAGCGCGAGGAGCCCGCGUGGCCGUUCCGUUUCGCUGCGUCACUGGCGUUUCAGUUUUAUUUUAAACUCCAAGCAGCCUGUUGGAUGCGUCAGACCAACUGCUCUUAUCUUUUGCUGCAAAACCUGUUCACUCUUUUAUGUUUAAUUUAUACCGUGUCUUUAUACCACAAGCAUUAUUUGCUUGUUCGUGUGCUCAUCCUUUGCUCUUAUUUAUUCUGAAGAGCCAUGUUUUUUAUUUUGUGUCCAGCGCCAUCCUUAUUUUUAAAAUCUUGUCUUUUCAGAUGCUUGCAGAAUGUCGCUUUUUCCCCUCACCGCUGAGUUAUAACGAUGAUAUGCUGCUGGGUGCACUGGGAAAGGGAGCUUGUGCGGCGCGGCUCCGGUGGAGAAGCCGGUGUGUGAAAAGCUCCCCGGAGCCGUUCUGUCCACAGGGCGCAUUCCCCGCUAAUCACCCCCGCCCCAGGGCAGACUAGCACAGAGACCCUCCUUUAUCGAUCUCUAAAAAUAGUCCUGAUGGUUUCUUUUGGUUGUAAAAAAAAAAAAAAAAGAAGAAAAAAAAGAUGUUCUCUGCCCACAGCAGCCCCCUGUAAGCAAUUACCAAAUUUUUACUGUCAUUUCAUAGUUUGAAGACUUCUGUUGAUCAUUAAUGGAAUACAGAUGAAAGGUUGGUUGUCGAGUGGUUGCUAUGCAGUCGUCAUUAGCACCUUGUGUAUAACUAUUAUAAUCUUGUCUGUUUAAACACAUUUUUAUUUUUUGUUAAUAAAGCAAAAAUAAAGAAACCAGGAACACCGAUCAA
This is a messenger RNA of Electrophorus electricus (electric eel), 4817 nucleotides long. RefSeq names its product inversin (gene invs). NCBI's taxonomy places the organism in Eukaryota, Metazoa, Chordata, Actinopteri, Gymnotiformes, Gymnotidae. Gene Ontology annotation, molecular function: protein binding. The record is from RefSeq and is a predicted model, not a curated record.